Messenger RNA from Neopelma chrysocephalum (saffron-crested tyrant-manakin), 2400 nucleotides. RefSeq names its product solute carrier family 23 member 2 (gene SLC23A2). Gene Ontology annotation, molecular function: transmembrane transporter activity. Lineage: Eukaryota; Metazoa; Chordata; Aves; Passeriformes; Pipridae. The record is from RefSeq and is a predicted model, not a curated record. Bases 251 to 2227 code for a protein of 658 amino acids. Gene Ontology annotation, cellular component: membrane. Gene Ontology annotation, biological process: transmembrane transport; L-ascorbic acid metabolic process. The transcript has 16 exons.
CCGCACUCGCCGCGGACGCCGAGGGGAGCGGGUGCUCAGCGGCCGCGGGGAGCGGAGCCCGAGGGGAGCGCUGCCGCAGCCCCAGCGCCAUUGCCGCCCUCAGCCCGCCAUGGCAGGAGCCAUUGAUGCCAACGACACCCUGAUGUCCCAGCUGGAUUACUGAGAACUCUGGUGAUUCCUGGAGGUGCUGCUGUUCACAUAAGGAAUUGUCCUCAGUCUCUCAUCCCAGCAGCAUCCGUGUGGGUGCUGAAUGCAAGUCCUGGACAUUCUGGAAACGAUGGGGAUUGGCAAAAACACCACCUCGAAGUCGGUGGAGGCGGGAGGGUCCACAGAGGGCAAAUACGAGGAUGAAUCCAAACAUCCCACCUUCUUCACCCUGCCUGUUGUGAUAAACGGUGGAGCAACGUCCAGCGGUGACCAGGAUACAGAAGACACGGAGUUGAUGGCCAUCUAUACCACAGAAAAUGGCAUAGCAGAGAAGAGCUCCCUGGCAGAGACCCUGGACAGCAGCGGCAGUUUGGACGCCCAGAGGACUGACAUGAUUUACACCAUUGAGGAUGUUCCCCCCUGGUACCUCUGCAUAUUUUUGGGGUUACAGCACUACCUGACGUGCUUCAGCGGGACGAUCGCCGUGCCCUUCCUGCUGGCCGAUGCCAUGUGUGUGGGCUUUGACCAGUGGGCCACCAGCCAGUUGAUUGGGACCAUUUUCUUCUGUGUGGGCAUCACCACGUUGUUACAAACAACCUUUGGCUGCAGGUUACCCCUGUUCCAAGCCAGUGCUUUUGCAUUCUUAGCACCUGCCAGAGCAAUACUCUCUCUGGAGAAGUGGAAAUGUAAUAACACAGAUAUAACAGGUACAAACGGGACAGCAGAGCUGCUGCACACUGAGCACAUCUGGUAUCCCCGGAUCCGAGAGAUCCAAGGUGCCAUCAUCAUGUCCUCCCUGAUCGAGGUGGUGAUCGGACUGCUCGGCCUGCCCGGGGCCCUCCUGCGCUACAUCGGCCCCCUGACCAUCACCCCCACCGUGGCCCUCAUCGGCCUCUCCGGCUUCCAGGCUGCUGGGGAGAGAGCUGGCAAGCACUGGGGCAUUGCCAUGCUGACUAUUUUCCUAGUGUUGUUGUUCUCUCAGUAUGCCAGAAAUGUCAAAUUCCCCUUACCCAUUUACAAAUCCAAGAAAGGAUGGACAGCAUACAGGCUGCAGCUUUUCAAGAUGUUCCCUAUUAUUUUGGCAAUUCUGGUCUCGUGGCUGCUGUGCUUCAUCUUCACGGUGACAGACGUGUUUCCCCCGGACAGCUCCAAGUACGGCUUCUACGCGCGCACGGACGCUCGCCGGGGGGUGCUGCUGGUGGCCCCCUGGUUCAAGGUCCCCUAUCCCUUUCAGUGGGGGCUGCCCACCAUCUCUGCUGCCGGGGUGAUCGGGAUGCUCAGCGCCGUCGUCGCCAGCAUCAUCGAGUCCAUCGGGGACUACUACGCCUGUGCCCGGCUGUCCUGUGCUCCUCCUCCACCCAUCCAUGCAAUAAACAGGGGGAUUUUUAUCGAGGGUCUCUCCUGUGUUCUGGAUGGGGUAUUUGGGACAGGGAAUGGAUCCACCUCUUCCAGCCCUAACAUUGGUGUCUUGGGCAUCACAAAGGUUGGGAGUCGCAGGGUGAUCCAGUAUGGAGCUGCCUUCAUGCUGCUCCUUGGGAUGGUUGGGAAGUUCAGUGCCCUCUUUGCAUCCCUGCCCGACCCCGUGCUGGGGGCUCUCUUCUGCACCCUCUUUGGGAUGAUUACAGCUGUGGGUCUGUCGAACCUCCAGUUCAUUGAUUUAAACUCCUCUCGGAAUCUGUUUGUCCUUGGAUUUUCCAUUUUCUUCGGGCUUGUCCUCCCAAGUUAUCUCAAACAGAACCCCCUGGUCACAGGAAUAGCAGGGAUUGAUCAGGUGCUGAACGUCCUGCUCACCACAGCCAUGUUCGUCGGGGGCUGCGUCGCCUUCAUCCUGGACAACACCAUCCCAGGAAGCCCUGAAGAAAGGGGAAUACGGAAAUGGAAGAAAGGGAUCGGGAAAGGAAGCAAAUCCCUGGAUGGCAUGGAAACGUAUGAUUUGCCUUUUGGCAUGAACUUCAUUAAAAAAUACAGGUGUUUCAGCUUCCUGCCCAUCAGCCCCACCUUCAUGGGAUACACGUGGAAAGGCUUCAGGAAAAGCAGUAACUGCAGGAGUUCAGAUGAAGACUCAGAAGCUACAGUAUAGCCUUAGCUGAAAUUAUAUUAUCUAGUUGUAGUAAAAGAUGUAUUUGCAGUUUCUUGCUGAUUAAGAAGCAUUAAAAUAUAUGUUUUGUAUAUCUGCAUUUAAAUUCUGGAACCAGAGCUGAGACGGAUUUAAAAAAAAUGAAAAAAAAAAAGAAGAAGAAUUAAAAACAAAAG